Magallana angulata is the source of this 4639-nucleotide messenger RNA. Its product is annotated as F-box only protein 10-like. The transcript has 15 exons. The record is from RefSeq and is a predicted model, not a curated record. Gene Ontology annotation, biological process: regulation of apoptotic process; ubiquitin-dependent protein catabolic process; protein ubiquitination. Gene Ontology annotation, molecular function: protein binding. Bases 149 to 3679 code for a protein of 1176 amino acids. Lineage: Eukaryota; Metazoa; Mollusca; Bivalvia; Ostreida; Ostreidae.
GUUUUCUAUCACCUUGCAAACUAUAAACAUUCCUCUGAUUCUGAAAUCGAAUAUGCAGCACAAAAACCACCUUGCCAGUCUACCACCGAUCUCUUGGCCGGUGGAUGAUGCUAUCUAAAUGUAGAGAUAAUACAAUUGAAAACAGAGGAUGUCUAUUCCUAGCGUGAAGCCAGAUAUUGGCAGCAAGGUUCUCCCAGGUGAUAAAACAGGUUUGCCAUGGGAAAUAUGGAGGAUAAUUCUGUCCUACCUCUCCGCAGAAGACCUUUGUCGAUGUUCAUGCACUUGUAAAACCUGGAAUGAUCUAGUGGUUAGUCUGGACAGUUCAAGAUGGAGGGAGCUGUAUCUGCAAUGCUCAGACUGGAAGCAUCCAGUUUGGCCAAUAAACACUGAUUCAGAGCCUGCCUCAUGGAGACUAGCAUUCAAAGAGCAAUAUCUCUCUGUAAGGUUCUGGGGCCGAAACCUACGCGAGCCCGAUCCAGCUACUUGUCUCUUUGUCUUAAAACGAAAAAAAGAAAGAAAAGUGAUUCGAGUUGGAAGGAGUAUGGAGCAUACUUCCCUUAAGAGUGCGCUGGCAGUGGCUAAUGACUAUGACAGAAUUGAGAUCUACCCAGGUAUUUAUGAUGAGCAGUUUGAAAUGUCCUCCAAAAUUCCAUUUGAGAUUAUUGGUGUUGGGGAGCUUGGCAGCAUUAUCUUAGUGGUGUGUGUGGAGCAGAUCGCCUUGACAGGCAGAGUCAGUAACCUGGUAUUCAGAGCUCCAUGGUUCACAAACUUUAUUCUGAAGGUCAGACUUGGGUAUUUACAAGUUGAUAACUGUAUCUUUGAGGAUGGAAUGGUUUAUGUCCAAAAUCCUGGUUCAUGUCACAUAAAAUUCUGUACAUUUCGCCAUGCCACAGUGAUACUGCAACAUUUGAACUCCAGCAUCAUAGAAAAUUGUGAGUUUUCAAAAACAGACUCUGCAGCUAUAACUGUGGAGGGGUUUCCUCGUGAAGACAGGAACUGGACAUUUAACUACAUGAUGGAGAAAAUAGCUGCUGUAAGUCACUUAAAUAGACCUCCCAAGAAAGGAUAUGAAAUGGCUCCACCGUCCGCAUUCUCCACAUCCACUGCUGUUACACAGAAAUGGCUUCUGGAAAAAUCUAGUGAUACCAAAACAGAGUAUUCUCAUGAUCCAAAUCGUAGACAAAGCUACUGUAGUUCUUCCUUUAUGCAGAGCGAGUUUACGGAUACCUCCCUUCAAACUAGGAGUGCCAACAAGGUGCACGGGAAAUCUAGUGGGAGACAGACCUUUAGCCUGGACCAGCUACAGGGUCGGACUUCCUGUUUCUCCUCCCACACAGGCGAGCUCACAGGGGGGUCCAGGACUUGUGAAUUCCUGUCUCAAAGUGACCCUUCAUGCUAUGGAGGUAAAAACACUCUAACUGUAGCAGGGAGCAGUCAUUAUGGGAGCUUUACUGCCUCGGAGGUCAGCCAUGGCUCCACUGUUGGAGGAGGUAGUAUCAGGGUAGACAUUGAGGACAAUGACAAAACCUCGCUGUGUUCAGGUAUGCUGUUGGAAGAAGAUAAACUCUCAGUUCCAGAUCAAGUGAAAACCAAUCAGGAGACUGCUGAAAAUGUAAACCAGAGUAGUGAAACAGGUGCAAUGGGGGGAGCAGGAAACAGUGGCAUUGUGCAAGAACAGGAUGGAGAUCCUCACCCUCAUGACAGAAUUGAUAUCAGGUCAAGGUCACCAAGCAGGGCCUUCAGCAAUUCAAGGUCACACAGUCCAGUGUCCACAGCCAGUGGAAGUGACAUAUUUGAUGACAGCAAUGACAGUAUUGGAAGUUAUCACUCUGGAUCUCUUGACUCCAGAGGAUCCAGCAGUAGCAGUGAGGAGGGAGGACUGAUCCUCUCAGACACAGACUCGGACUUCAGCGAUGAGGAGGAGUCUGUAAUCAUGUUGACAUGCCCUCAACACCAGCAACCACGCUCGAUAUCCUCCGCAAGUAUCGGGGCAGAUGUCAUAUCCAUCUGCAGCCAGAACCAGUCAGAGAACAUCCGAAUCACCGCAGAUGCUGCGGUUAACAAGGUGACGGAUGAGGUCAGAGGUUGUCUGAUCCACCGCUGUCGGAUGAGUCUGUGUAAGGGUGGGGUGAUGGUCAGUCUACAGGCACAUGCCAUCAUCUCCCACUGUGAUAUCAACAGUGUGGGCUAUGGAAUCAGGUGCAUUCAAAAUGCAAGGGUUAUCAUUUUGAAGAAUGAGAUUCACCAUUGUCGAACCUCUGGUGUGUUUAUGAGGCUUGCUGCCUCCGGAUUGGUUGCAGGAAAUGAUAUUCACUCCAAUUGUGAAGCUGGCAUUGAUAUUCGGAAAAAUGCUGACCCUCUUGUCAUAAGUAACCGUAUUCACCAUGGGAAGAGAUCUGGUGUUGUUGUCCUGGGGAGUGGGCGUGGUCAGAUCCGGAACAAUGAGAUUUACCAGAACAAGGAGGCUGGGCUCUAUAUACUGUACAGAGGAAACCCCACCGUCAGCAAGAAUCAGAUUUUCAGUGGGAAGGCUGCGGGCAUUGCAGUGAAUGAAGGUGGCAAGGGAUAUGUCUGUGAUAACAUAAUUCGAGAGAAUCAGUGGGGAGGAGUAGAUAUUCGUCAUGGUGGUGACCCAGUGGUCACACAGAACAUCAUCUGUAACGGAAUGUCCGACGGAAUCGUGAUCGGAGAAAAGGGGCGGGGCAGCAUAGAAAACAACAUCAUCACAGGGAAUGCUGGGUGUGGAGUGUGGAUCACAGCAGCCUCACAGCCACUUAUCCAUGGCAACCAGAUCAACAACAACUUGGACACCGGCAUUACAUUCGUAAACAAAACGGAUGAGGCCCAUGAAGCGGACCCUUUGUCAUCCAUGGAUCGCAGUGACGUACACAGUCAGAAGAGCGCAGAGUUCUGGCAGUUUAUUAACGAGGAUCAGCCCCAUCACAGACGCUCCUGUAGCAAGGCCACAGUGGAGUAUAACAGUAUAUACCACAACAAUGGCCGAGGAAUAUUUCUAAUGUUUGGUGAUGAAGUGGAGGUCAAAUGUAAUGCUGUCCAUGGUAACCGUGGUGAUGGCAUCCAUAUUGACCAGGAGUUUCCUGUACUGGUAAAGGACAACAGUGUUACAUGUAAUGCAGGAAAUGGACUGAUUACAUCCGAUGUAGGGGAGGUGAUUGUGGAGGGUAAUGGAAUCUUUGACAACAGGGAUCAUGGGUUGUUUGUAAAGAACCAGGUCACAGUAGAAGAGAAUGAUAUUGUGGGCAAUCAGAGAAGUGCCCUGCAGCUAGAGAGGAACCCACAAGUUAUGGUGAGACAGAAUCGGCUGCAGUCCCCAUCUGAGAGGACCAUCACAGUGAUCUCUGUCCACGAGGGAGCCAUCAGCAGCAACCAAGUCUACAGUGUCAACGCCGACCCAAUUCUUAAAACCACUGACUCAAAAUGCCAAAUGGAUGACAACAAAAUCAUCCAUAUUGACUCUUUGUCUAAAUCAAGUAAUGAAAAUGGAGGAAAAGUAAGUAAGGACUUAUGGAUGUUGAAAGACCCUCCUGCCAGGCCUCAUAUUGAAGCCCCGCCCACUGUUCCUACCUUGCCUGCCAAUCAAGUGACCUCCAUAACAAGAGUCACAGUGCCCUCUGUACACAACUGUGACGAAGGGAGCAAACUCUGUAUCAUACUGUAAACUUGAUCAUCCAUCAUACCAUGCAUUCUCAUUAAUGUAUCACUUGAACUGGGUACUUAGAUUUUAAAGAUAUUUCUUCAAUAAUGUAAGCAAUUCGAUCAGGGGUUUGAACAUUCACAUUUAUAAAAUGUUAAAGAGCUGUCCGUGCUAUCAUAUUCUGAUAUUGAGCUAGGAUCCAUGGUUGUAACUAGAUAAAUCCUCAUAUCAUGAUAUUUGUUACAUUAUUAUCAUUGUCACUGAUUCUUAAGAAUUAUUACAUGUGUGUAUAUGCGUAUAUAUAAUGUUAUUAAGAGUUCUACCAUUAUGAAAACUUAAAAGUAGCAAAAACUAUUAAUUAUUAAUAAUAAUGGGUGUUUUAUCAAUUUACAAAAAAACUUCAUUGAUAUACAAUGUGCCAAUUUUAAAUAUUUUUCUCAAAACCAAUUAUAAAUGAAGCAUCAAAUUACCCCGGUAAUGGUAUUUCAUAACAGGUAUCAUUUUGUAAUACAUGUUCAGUAGCUAUGUUUACUACUGAAUUGGAACAAGCAGUAUGAAGGCAUUUAGAUCUGAAGGAAUCUUCCAUUAUUAACUUGCCUUUGGUUCAUAUACUGGACAGCUGCACGGUCAUUAUCACUUAAUAUAAUUUCAAUGAUUUCCACUUAGUGAUACAUUCAAUGUCUAUUGUUUUUAUCAAUUUACAUAUAUUUUUUUGUUAAGCAUUUACAAUAAUUCUUCAACUAUUUGUCAUAUCAUGGAAAAUAUGUGUUCAUAAAUGUCCAUUCACUUGUAAUUUUCAUGCACAUUUAUUCUGGAUGUUGAACAACAAAUCAAGAUGAGGAAUCUCUACAUUCAUCUUUUAUUGUAAGAUAGGAUUGGUAACAAUUCCUUCAUUAUAAAAGAGUUCUUUUACAAAAAUAGAUUUUUUUAGUCCUAUAUUCCAUUCGUACGAAAGCCGAAUAGGGCCACAUAAAAAAAAUAUUU